Messenger RNA from Maylandia zebra (zebra mbuna), 1146 nucleotides. Its product is annotated as GRB2-related adapter protein 2. The record is from RefSeq and is a predicted model, not a curated record. Gene Ontology annotation, molecular function: protein binding. NCBI's taxonomy places the organism in Eukaryota, Metazoa, Chordata, Actinopteri, Cichliformes, Cichlidae.
ACACCUAACUGCCAAAAGGAAGAGGAGGAGGAGAAGAAGAAGCAGCCACGCCCUUUCAUGCCACCUGCAAAGGCUGAAAGCGUGUGCGUCAUCUAAACAGGUUAAAAGCAUGAUGGUAAAAGUUUGACUUUGAGUAGCUGCAAAUGAAAUAAACCUGUGCAGUCUUCUAAACCUUUCAGACGCUUGAGCCCCUCCCAAUGGAAGCCAAAGGAAAGUUUGACUUUAAUGCAGUAACAGAUGAUGAGCUGGGCUUCAAACAGGGCGACAUAGUCAAGAUUAUACGUUAUGACAACAUCUGGUGUAAAGCAGAGAUGAAUGGACAGGAGGGGCUUGUGCCACGUAACUUCCUUGACAUUCAUUUUCCAAGAUGGUUUCGGGAGGAUGCCACUCGUGGAGAUGCAGUGGAAUUCCUGAUGAACAAACACGUGGGAGAGUUUGUGAUCCGAGGGUGUCGGACCAGCCCCGGAAACUUCUGCAUUUCUGUCAAGUAUGAGCAGGGCAUGAUGCAUUACAGAUUGCUGAGGGACAAGAGAGGUCAUUACUUCCUGUGGAGCGAAAAAUUCACCUCUCUGAACAAACUGGUGGACUUCUACAAAACCAACUCAAUCUCCAAAAGCAGGAUAAUCUACCUCAACGUCAAUGGGAGCCUGGACCAAGGCGGCCCCUCCGAUGAUCAGCCAACUACGUCUUGUUUUCAAGUGAUGGCGAUGUGCGACUUCCCUGCUAUACAAGACGACGAGCUUGGUUUCAACGCAGGAGACGUCAUUGAGGUGCUGGAUAUGUCUCAUCCUUUUUGGUGGAAAGGGAAGCUGAAAGGAAUUAUUGGACUGUUUCCUGUAAAUGCCACGAGACCACUGUGAGGAAAUCCACCCCUGAUGCUUUUACUACACCUGCUUACACUCGGACUCGGCCUGCAGGUGCACCUGCCCUCGAUUAAGAGUUUCUAAACCUUAAUGAAAAGCAGGCUUUUAGAUAAUAUGCUGCACAUCAGCCUUCAACCAGAGGAGUGAGUCAGUACAGCUUUUUAUCUACAAACGAGCAGAAUAAUGAUGAAUGUCUGCUCAUGUUUUAACACAUGGAUGUAUGCCCUACACACACUUUUUUUUUUUAACCUUUUAAAUAAAACAUUUUAUGUCCAAGAUUAAA